UUUGCUUUGCUUUGCUUCCGGGAUGCGUUUUGGUUGCGUGCAGGUCGAUCGAGGCGACUAUUCGGGCAGCUGCGGGCGGGGAGGAGGCGAGAAUUUGUGGUUAUGGAGGGGGAUUUUGGAUGGGAGAGGCGAAGGUCAUGGAAAUUCUAGGGUGUUUAUGGAGGGUUGAGGCUUUGGCGAUGGUGGCUGGAGCGGUGCACGUUUCGAUGUAGCCCGCCAUUGCGGCCGUUUUCUGGGAUUGCUGGGAGUGCGGUGCAGGGCUGUGGCUUGUGAGCGUGCGGAAGACGCAUUUGAUCAUACUUCGGCUUGAGUUGGAGUGAGAAAGAGCGAGAGUAACGAUCGGGUCGUGUUGUGUUCUUUUUUCUUUUUUCUUUUUUUGUGUCUGCGAGAGAGCGAGGGAGAGAGAUCGUAUUGGUUGGAGUGGAAGAGCUUCAGCAAGUGGGUGAUGGGAGGGGGAGCGAUGUGGAGGAGUAUAAUCCGCGUCGUGGGAUCAGGACCUACGUCAGCCGCUACCAAUGCCGCGAUGUGCAGGAUGUGUACUACGACGCCCUCGCUGAAAGCUCCCACGUCUGCUCGUAUUACUUGCGAUUGCCCAUCGGAGGUCCAUUCGCCCGGGAGCACGACUGAUUCGGGCUUUAAGCAGUAUUUGGACAUCGAAGAUUGGGAAUUUGCUGGAGACGAGGACUAUUUGGUUUUUGGGACCUUGCCCACCCAGGGAGAAGUGGAGGAGGCAACUUCCGACCUGCAGCAUGCAUUGCAGAUAGGAUUGUUCACAAACAGAAGUUCAAAUCCUUUGGAGUCAUCUUUGGCAAGGGCAGGAUCCAGUGGUAAGGAGAAGGAUGGCGCUGUGUCUCGUGAUCCGAAAGUAGAUGGGGAGGACGCUGGUUAUCAUGUCGUGGAUGCAGUUGCUGACGACUGGCUGGAACCAUCUGUUGCUCUGGCCUCCUCAUCCAAGGGCAAGGAAGUUGCUGGCAGUGGUGGAAAAAGUGCAAUGCUGGAGGCUUUUCAUCAGUUCCAGCACAACCCGCAGAUUCAGCAAAUGGUAGUUUCCUUGGCCACCGACAAGGGAGUAUGGGAUGCUGUGUUGGCUAACGAUCAAAUCAAAGAAUUUAGGAAGAAGCUUCGUGAAGCCCCUGAGAUGAUAGAAAACAGCAGCGAUUCGACUAUAGAAGAGGUCUCGAAGUGUCUUAAGGAAGACAACAACAUAUUUUCUCACGUCUACUGGAAUACCAAGAAAGCGUUUGCUCAUUUUAUGGCUACCUUGCAGGAGCUCAUACGGGGAAUCCUCGUUACUGCAGAAGAAAAAUUUCAGCCUACCGAGACUGAUGAUUUUUUCGAUCGCACAGUGAGGGCAACCAUGAUGCUUUCUGUACUGGUAAUGUCACUGGUAGUGUUCAAGAGGUCGGCUGCGCGUUCCUCUUGAACUUAUCCCAUACAUAUUCGUCGACGACAUUCAAAUGCGGCUUUUGUAAAUAGUUUUAUUUUUAUUUUGACUUGGUACGGUAACAUUUUUUUAGCUUGAAGAAUAAGCACUCGACCCAGCUCAGGUUCUGAUCGAAGGUUAGGUUGCCCAGUACACUCUUUAGCACUUGUUCCGAUGCCCCUGCAGACAUGGAGAGAGAGCUGGAGCGAGCAUUUCUAUAUUGGUCCUUCGUUUUUAAUCAAGAAAAGGUAAAGGUUUUGAUAUUUAAAGCGUGUGAAAACAUGUGGGUUUUACAAUGGUGACAGUAUACAGGAAGAUUUGUGGUUAAGUUCGGCACCAUUUAGAUCUCAUCGCAGUGAACGAUGGGGGAUGUUUUGCCUUGCGUAUGUAAUAUCCAUUCAAUCUCAACGAAACUAUAAUUGUGAAUACUGGGAAUAUCAGAUAUUUAUUUGGA
Molecule: messenger RNA, 1877 nt
Organism: Physcomitrium patens
Lineage: Eukaryota; Viridiplantae; Streptophyta; Bryopsida; Funariales; Funariaceae
Source: RefSeq, a predicted model, not a curated record